AUGCCAUCCCAUUCGACCCUGGACAAGUUCCGAGAGCCUUUGGCAAAACGGAAGAACUGGAGGUCUCGCCCCGCCGUUGGGCACGAGACGAGCUCCAUUGGUUCAACGACGAUCCCCAACUAUAGUUCACAAACAAACGGCAUCUCCCACGAACAUGUGCGACUUAUCUCUCCAAAUUCAUCCCCCUUAGCCGAGCCAGAAACCUCCGCCAGUGAAGUACGACAUGAAUACGAGUACGAGCGAAUAGAUAGCCCUUUUAUUCGUCUUAUCGAAUUACAAUCGGGAAACUGGACCGACCCCAUCGAGUGCACGUUAUCUACUUUUGAUCUAAAUACAGUUGAUCUUCCCGAUGAUAGUCCGUAUGAAACGCUAUCAUAUGUAUGGGGCGAUGUAUCACACCGGAGGGAGAUCUAUAUCAAGGGCGUACCCUUCAAUGUUACUAGAUCCCUAUUUGAGGCUUUACAAGUCCUCCGGUGCCCUGCAGGCGGCGGCGCACGUAUUGUUUGGGCAGAUGGGAUAUGCAUCAAUCAAAACGACCAAGAGGAGAAGACCAUCCAAGUGCAAAUGAUGGGCAGAAUAUAUGCUUGUGGUGCAAAGGUCCUGAUAUGGCUCGGUCAUUUUGAGCCUGUUCAGGCUCUCCUAAAUCUAGACAUGCUAUGCUUACUUGCUGCUGAAGAAGAUGGCACAGAGUCGUCGUCCUCAGGUCUGCUGCCAGAGACAUCCAGUAAUGGAUAUGGUACUAGUGGAACCACGCAUCUCAGACAAUUUCCAACUGAACAAGAGACACCACCCGAAUUUUCAGCGCCACACUAUCGAUGGUACAGCGACGACCGUUCCCGCUCAAUCCUCGUAACCCCAGACCCCCAUACCACCGACAUCUCCUUCCACAAGCCCGAUUCCCUGAAACACAUCUGCCCCCUCUUCGAAACCGCCUGGUUCCAACGCAUCUGGGUAAUCCAAGAAUACAUCAAAUCUACCUCCACAGAGGUCCUCUGGGGCAACGCAAGCUUCAGCUUCGACCUGUUAGGAAAAGCCGUAACCAGCCUAAGGGGAUACCACUAUAGCAAGGUCGCGCACUACACCACAGCCAGCUCGGGCAUAAAUAGCUGCUACGACAUCUACUGCAUGAAACGCGACGACGGUACAACAAACACAUUCUUCAAAACCCUUCUCUUGACCAAAGACCGCAAAGCAACGGACCCGCGCGACAAAAUCUUCGCUCUCGUCGAACUGCCCUUUAGCGACAGAGGCGACGACAAUUUCUUCCCCUUAGCCCCAGAUUACAGCUUAGAUGUCGCAAACAUCUACCGCACCACCGCACGCCGCCUCUUGCUAGAACGCAAGGAGAUCGAUAUCUUGGCUUACGUCAAACCCGGCUCCCCACUAGCAGAUACCUGGGCCUCUUGGGUACCAGAUUGGACGCACUGUCGUUCCUCCAACGCCUUGGCCGGCAGAAAAGUAAGCGCUUACACUCCACCCGUUGUGCACGAACCGCGAUGCCGGUUUUGCGCUACCGAGCGCUUCGAUUCGAUCUCCGUUGGUGGUAUCGUAGUAGACACCGUUGAGUAUCUUGCCGCGGAUAUCUUUGACAGGAAGCCGUCGGCGAAAUCGUACGGGUUUCCCAGAUUAUCACGCCAGAGGAAGGGUUGGCUCCACGCUAUCAAUGCGUUUAUAAACCAUUUCCAGGGCACGUUUGAAGAGAUGACGGUAGCGAAGAGUUUGACGGCCGGAGGAGGUGCGCACCUAGCUGUACUGGAAGGCGAGGAUGAGGAGGCUGCGUUUACGGCUGAUUAUCGCGAGUUUGUAAACAUAGCAAAGUCACAACGACGCAUAGAGAAAAAGCAAACUUUGCGCACAGUCGCGCGUCCGUAUCUCCAACGCCCUCUAAAAUACGACUGA
Pyrenophora tritici-repentis Pt-1C-BFP is the source of this 1899-nucleotide messenger RNA. RefSeq names its product HET domain containing protein. The record is from RefSeq and is a predicted model, not a curated record. NCBI's taxonomy places the organism in Eukaryota, Fungi, Ascomycota, Dothideomycetes, Pleosporales, Pleosporaceae.